Messenger RNA from Anopheles moucheti, 834 nucleotides. RefSeq names its product protein transport protein Sec61 subunit gamma. The coding region runs from base 182 to 388 and encodes 68 amino acids. The record is from RefSeq and is a predicted model, not a curated record. Gene Ontology annotation, molecular function: transmembrane protein transporter activity. NCBI's taxonomy places the organism in Eukaryota, Metazoa, Arthropoda, Insecta, Diptera, Culicidae. The transcript has 2 exons. Gene Ontology annotation, biological process: protein targeting; post-translational protein targeting to membrane, translocation. Gene Ontology annotation, cellular component: membrane; Ssh1 translocon complex.
CUUUUCGUACUUCGCAUUCGACGUGGAAUCAAAAGCGGACACAUAGAGAAAAAGGAACAUAAACUUCAGCCAAGAAAGCCACAACGCGUACACUCGUAUUUCAUUGCGUCUUUGAAUUCUGCUUACGCUAGUUCGCCUGUUAUUACAAAAAAACAAUUUAUAGUCCCGCUAAAGUGAAGAAAUGGAUCAAUUGACAAAAUUCUACGAACCCGGCCGCUCGUUUGCCAAGGACUCAAUUCGACUGAUUAAGCGCUGCACCAAGCCCGACCGCCGGGAGUUCCAGAAGAUUGCUAUCGCCACAGCCAUCGGAUUCUGCAUCAUGGGAUUCAUUGGUUUCUUCGUGAAACUGAUACACAUCCCGAUCAACAACAUCAUCGUCGGUUCAUAAGCUGGUGGUGUUAUGUCUGUGUGUGCUUGCGUUCCCUUUUUCCCGUUCGUACAUCAAUUAUCCUGCGAAUAGAAGAAAUAAUCAUCCUCCCCAAAUCUUCAUCGACUGAAAAUCGACGUUUCCCUAUUCCGUAUCCGAUACGUCGCGGCCACUGUAGCCCGCUCCUCGCUUACCCACGAUUCCAAUAAUAAUCUCGCACGAAUACGUUUGGCGAUAUGUGCGGGAGCUCCAUCGUGGCACUCUGGAAGCUGACGGUUGUAACUGCACCUGUGCUGUUCGGAACGAAUUGAUGGCGCUUCGGAUCCCGUAAUAUGAUAGUGUAAUAAUCCUGUUUUUCAUGCGUUACAUAUUAGAAGUAAUCAUUUUUGUGACCCGCUGCGUGCAGUAGCGCGAGUUGCGUAUAUUUUGUGAAAACGAAUAAAUAAUUUAUUGUUUCACUAAAGUAA